UGAAGGAGAGGGAUUACAGACAAACAGAAACAUUCUCACCAUCACCGGCUUUGAGAAGGAACAACAAAGAAGACAAAUUUUACGCGUUUUGACGUUGAGGGGUACAUUUGUAAAGUUUAAUAACCUUGAAUAGUUUAAUAUAUUUAUUUAAGUUAUUUAUUUUAUUGAGCCAUAACAACUUAUCUUGUGGACAAAGAGUACUGUGAGAUAGAAAGAGAAAGUAGCCAAAGCAAACAACGUCGGUUAUUUCUAUUUUCUGAUAUUGAACGCAUAAUAGUAUAUACUAUAACUUACCAUAUAUUUGUACAUUUACCGGUUGAUUCGUCUCGCAUUUGCCUAUUCAAAGUGCUUCUUUAGCGUCACCUUUCGUUCAUUUCGUGCGCAAAAUGAUACGGAUACCCAGAGGGAUUUCUCCUGCUUCUGGAAGAGGCGCAGUCGCAGGGCUCUCGUGUCCACAGAAGAAAACGCUACCCGGGAUGAGGACGGAUUUCUUCAACACGGGACUCGCAAGCCCACCGAUGAAUUCGGUACCGGCUGGGUACUUCACUCAAAUCGGGAACAAGACAGCUGCGGAGCAGAGAUCCAACUGCCUGUAUGCGACCCCCCACGGGCCUGAACCUAAGCCUGUGCGGACUUCCUCUGGCCGGCUACCGGCCAAACGGAGACUAGAUCUGGAAGAGCCGCUUUAUCUCCCCGAAUUCCGGACACCGAAAGGAAAAGGACAUUCGGCAUCUGUGAGAGUACAGAGUCCCAAAACUCCCAAAUCUCCCGGAGAGCGUACUCGUUACGACACAUCCCUCGGACUGCUAACUAAAAAGUUUGUGGGAUUACUGAGCGAAUCGGCCGAUGGGGUCCUGGAUCUGAACUGGGCUGCAGAGGUUCUGGAAGUUCAGAAGAGACGAAUCUACGAUAUUACGAACGUUCUUGAGGGAGUGCAGCUCAUUCGCAAGAAAUCCAAGAACAACAUACAGUGGCUGAUCAAUGGUGUGUUUGAAGGAUCAAACAGCACUUCAGAAAAGACCAGUGCUCUCAGAAAAGAGCUGUCUGAGCUUGACAGACAGGAGAAACUUCUAGACGACCUCAUUCAAUCCAGCUCGACACGGCUACGAGAUCUCACAGAGAACAAGGACAACCAAAGAUUUGGAUAUGUGACCUACCAAGACAUCCGCACCAUAGCCAGCUUGAAAGAGCAAACCGUGAUCGCUGUGAAAGCACCAUCCGAGACCAAAUUAGAAGUUCCAGAGGCAUCUGAGGGCUUACUGCAGAUUUACCUGAAGAGCAAAAACGGCCCGAUCGAGGUAUACUUGUGUCCCGAGGAGUUUAUAGAGGACAGUAGUCCCAUCAAAAAUCCCACACCCAGAAAAGAUUACCCACAAACCCCCAGUCUCCCCAUACCCUCUGUCAUCCCACCAGCCAAGCCUCAGCCAGUGGAGGGUUUGAUGUCGAAGUCUCAGCCGUCGUCGACAAACACCAAUGGCAGCGCCUCCCUCCUCGACGUGGAAGGGAUUCUGGAUCUUCCUCCCAGCCUUCUGCAGAUGACAGAAGAUCAGCUGCCUGGUACCGCCUUCACGUUGGACGCCUCAGCGCCCUUUGUUAGUUUUUCUCCUCAGCUAACUCACGAUGACUACCUCUGGGGUCUGGAGGAUGGAGAAGGCGUAUCUGACUUCUUUGACACGUAUGAUCUCGGAGAUCUGCUUAAAACAUGAGGAGUCCUGGUUCAGUUCGAUGAAACAAUAGCAGAUCAUUUUCAAAAGUUCAUGUAAUUAGUUUACACCUUACAUUAUGAAAUAGUUGUUAGUAUAAGUGCACUACUGAUUUGGCUCAAGUGGUACCAUUCCAGAUGUUGACCGGUUAAAUUUGGAACGGACCUCUAGUUAGAAUUAAAUACGUUUUAGAUUUAAAAGGUGAACAAGCGCCCUCUAGAGGUGAUCUAUGUACACUAUUAAGCUAUAAAGCCAUUAUUUUAUUUCAUCAGCCAUAUAAUAGUAAGUAGGGAAGCAUAACGAUUAAUCUCGAUUAUUCUAUAGCAGAAUAAAAGUUUUUGUCUACAUCAUAUAUGUGUGUGAACUGUGUAUAAUAAUUAUGUAUAUAAAUAUGAACACAUGCAUGUAUAAUUUUAAGAAAAAAAUAUAUUUAUAUAUUAAGUAUUUAUAAAUUAUACAAAUGUAUAUACACAUGCAAACAUUUCUUAAAUAUAUACAUGCAUUUAUCUAUACAAAGUUAUUAUACACAGUUCACUCACACAUAUAUGAUGUAAACAAAAACUUUUAUUCUGCUAUAGAUUAAUCGCAAUUAAUCAUUAUGCAUCCCUAAUAGUAAGGUAUUUUUGUAUGUAUAGCUUAGCUAUAGAUAUUUCUGACAAAACAAAAAAUGGAUUUGUCUGGUGAUAUUAAUUAUUUCAAUUGAUUUGUUUGCAUAUGGGCAAUAAUUUAAAGUGGUCUUUAUAACUUCAAUUGAUUUUUGAAGUCAGACGUUUGUAAUUGCCUCGUAUCUAGGUAUGUAGAAAGUACUGUUUUAAUAUUUUAUUAGCAAUUCUUGAUUAGGAUGUGUAAAACUCAGGUAAAUAUUGAAGCUUUACUAGAGCUAGAGCUUUAAUAAUUGUUAUAGUCAAACUUUGCCAGUAGAGGGCUGUGUGACCAUUUGAAAGUUGUUAUGUAUCAGAAAACUUUUACACUUUUGCGUCAUAACCAGACUUGAUCAAUUUUUCUAAAAACAAUUUUUGUAAAACAGUCAUACAAUAUGAAUCCAUAUAUGUGUUUGGGUAAAUCAGUGCUUAGAUUUUAAAUAAUGGUGCUUGUUUGUUCGCUCUACCUCCAUUGUUUAGUUUGAGCCAUGGUGAGGUGGUGAACAGUGGCCUUUCCCAUGGCACUGACUAAUGAUGUCGUGCCAUACAAUGCCUUUAAAAUUGGUUAUAGGUUUUAAUCACUGACAUGACACCAUCGCCUCAGGGAUUGUUUAGAUUUGGCAGCUAAAUUUUACAUUUCCAAAUGUAUUAUUCAAAUGCAUUUCGAGGUCUUGAAACUAAGGUAAUGGUGCUCUCAGGGUUCACUGCUUUAUUUCUACUUCUGAUGUUUAAAGGGAUCUGUCAGAAACCUUUGAUACUGUUUGAACACGGGAACACAAAGUGGACUUUGUUUCUAGCGUUUUCUUUUGGAGUUGCCCCACCUGAAUGGUGGGUUUUAUGGUUACCUAGACAAAGCAAGAUUUAACUGUUUACAUCUGGCAUGUGUAAAACUAGUUAUAGACUACAUACUUUGAAAACACCCAUCUUUAGUGCAUAGCACGCUUGGUUUGGGAGGCAAUACGACUUGAAGUUGAUGUUUAAAAACUACAUUUCCACACCCAGUUGUGGUUGUUCGGUGUUCAGAGCAAAUCUUUUUCACACAAACAAAUGUGAAUAAAAACAUGUUGAUCUACCAGCAUUUUGUAAUCUUGGACUUUAAAAUUUUGUAACCUAGUGUUUUUCAAUCCUGAUCAGCAUUUGUCGAGGGUGCCUUUGGAGUUUGGUUUUAAAUCAGCUAUAAUCAGAUUUAAUAUUUGUCUGAUUAAUUUAUAGAUGCUAUCUGGGGUGUGUACAAAAUUGGGGUUCAUUUCAUGCAACUGUCCCGUAUGCGGACAUAUGUCCUGUCCUAACAAACUUGAAAAAUGUGUGUGCGUGUGUGUAUGCAUGAGUGUGCUGAGGCAUGUUACCAGUUUUGUGCAUUUGAUUGUAGUCUUUAGUGUUUGUCUGGCAUUAUUUUACGUUUACUUUCUAAGCAUUAUGUUAUUGAAAUUGUACAGAAUGGUUUUGUAUUUAUAGGUUUUGUAUUCGAAGGAAUUUGGUAAUUGUCUCAGGAUGUAUCAUUUUUAAAAGACCGUCUGUUUAACAGGCAGCACUUAAGAUUUGAUAUUGUGGUGUUUAAAUAAAUAAAGCC
Molecule: messenger RNA, 3914 nt
Organism: Paramisgurnus dabryanus
Lineage: Eukaryota; Metazoa; Chordata; Actinopteri; Cypriniformes; Cobitidae
Source: RefSeq, a predicted model, not a curated record